AGGGCUGGUUUUCAGUUACACCUGAGAAGAUCGCUGAACACAUUGCUGGCCGGGUCAGUCAGUCCUUCAAGUGUGACAUUAUAGUAGAUGCGUUUUGUGGAGUUGGAGGAAAUACCAUUCAGUUUGCCUUAACUGGAAAGACAGUGAUUGCCAUUGAUAUUGAUCCUGUUAAGAUUGAUCUUGCUCGCAAUAAUGCAGAAGUUUAUGGGGUAGCAGACAAGAUAGAGUUCAUCUGUGGAGAUUUCCUGCUGCUGGCUUCUCAUUUAAAGGCCGAUGUUGUGUUCCUCAGCCCCCCUUGGGGAGGGCCAGACUACGCUACUGCAGAGACCUUUGACAUUAGGACAAUGAUGUCUCCUGAUGGAUAUCCUUUGGACGUCUUAACAGUUUAUACAAACAGUGGUUGUGGAGAAGGGUGUGUGUGUGUGUGAAAAGGAGAAACUAGUGAAGAGGAGAGGAGCUAAUAGCACUUGAUAGAUUCUAGUUUUACAUAAAAAGCUGGUGAUGGAUUUCCAAAAGUUACAGCAGA
This is a messenger RNA of Hipposideros armiger (great roundleaf bat), 526 nucleotides long. RefSeq names its product trimethylguanosine synthase-like. Gene Ontology annotation, cellular component: nucleus. NCBI's taxonomy places the organism in Eukaryota, Metazoa, Chordata, Mammalia, Chiroptera, Hipposideridae. Gene Ontology annotation, molecular function: RNA cap trimethylguanosine synthase activity. The transcript has 2 exons. Gene Ontology annotation, biological process: 7-methylguanosine cap hypermethylation. The record is from RefSeq and is a predicted model, not a curated record. The annotation marks the transcript as partial.